Lactuca saligna is the source of this 1056-nucleotide messenger RNA. Lineage: Eukaryota; Viridiplantae; Streptophyta; Magnoliopsida; Asterales; Asteraceae. The record is from the annotation of a GenBank genome assembly.
AUGAGCUUCCACCCCUCAGCCGUUAAUGGUGAAAACCAAAUCCCAGUAGACGAAGAAGAACAACAAGUCUACAACAAUCUCGAUGAAAAGCUCGACAGGCUUCUUGCAACUCUCCCCAAAGCAAAAGGUUGGAGGAGCCCAAACAUCUUUCUGCAUAAAGGUUUUUGGUUGAGUCCCACAGUUUUCAAAGGCUUAUUAGCGAUCCACGAAUACUUCCAUCCCCAACCCACAGACAUCUUCCUGGCUGCUUUCAUGAAAUGUGGAACCACCUGGCUUAGAGCUCUCAUGUUUGCCACCGCCAACCGCCACCGUUACAAUCUUUCCGACCAUCCUCUUCAUCGCACCGGACCCCAUGGUGCUUUUCCUUCUCUUGACACCCAAAUUCUUGUUGACUUUCCGGUAACUAAGUUCGAUCAUCUCCCUUCUCCUCGACUGUUCGCCACACACUUUGCUCACGACUUGUUACCGACCUCCAUGACAGCACCCCGGUCGACUUGCAAGUUUGUGUACGUGUGUAGGGAACCGAAAGACGCACUCAUUUCCAAGUGGCACUUCAUGAACAAAGUUAGGUCGAAAGAACUCACCCCUCUUUUGUUCAAUGAAGCUUACGAGCUUUUCUGCAACGGGGUCUCCGAAUACGGACCUUUUUGGGAGCAUGUGUUGGGGUACUGGAAAGCAAGCCAGGAAUCACCUGAAAAGAUCUUGUUCUUGAAGUAUGAGGAUAUGAAGAAGGAACCAUCUGUGGAGCUGAAGAAGUUGGCGGAGUUCAUGGGAAUGCCUUUUACGGCGGCGGAGGAGGAGGGAGGGGUGGUGGAAGAGAUUGUGAAGCUGUGUAGCUUUGAGAAUUUGAGUAAUCUUGAGGUGAACAAGGAUGGUGUUCAGAAGUUUAACACGCAGUUGAUGGUGGAGAAUCGGGAUUUUUUCAGAAAAGGGAAGGUGGGAGAUUGGAAAAAUUAUUUGACAGAGGAGAUGAGAGAGCGGAUUGAUUCGAUCACUGAAACCAAGUUGAAGGAUUCUGGGUUGUCACUAGGUGUCACCAAAAUAACUUUGUCAUAA